Molecule: messenger RNA, 1050 nt
Organism: Megachile rotundata (alfalfa leafcutting bee)
Lineage: Eukaryota; Metazoa; Arthropoda; Insecta; Hymenoptera; Megachilidae
Product: bolA-like protein 3
Cellular component (GO): mitochondrial matrix
Source: RefSeq, a predicted model, not a curated record
CAGAAAACUAUAGUGAAACGUAAGCUGAAACAACUUUACUCUAAUCGUCAUUGGAUUUGUAACAAACAUAAAUUCUGAUAUGAAUUAAUUGAAUAAGUCUACUUAUAUGUGAAAAGUGUUGUUACUUCAGAAGUACGUGUUUCAGCUUUGGACAAAAUUCCAGGAUCAGGGAUUGCAGGGUAAAGGGAGAGAAACUGCAAUCUACGGAUCAAGGUUACACUCGAGCCCGUGUGUUAAUCUACGUCAUCCUUUGCCAAGUUUAUCGUGCGUGCGCACACGCGCGUGUUCUCGAUUUCUAGUUGCGAUAUAUAUGUUUACUAUACACAUUUAUCUGGAACUAGCGAAUUAUUCAUUGUCCUAACCUGCAAGACAACGUUACCUGUUGUAUAGGUAUUUCAAAGGACUUAUUAACUAAAUAUUACGAAAUUCUAAGAAAGGUUACUCUAAUCGCAUCACCAUGUAUGUGUACUUUCUUACGUAGAUAAUUGCCUAAAAAUCUAUGCCGUAUCGUUGAGCUAGAUAAUAUUGUAUUACGAUAAAUAUAUCCAUAUAUUGUUAGUGAAUGCCAUGUGCAAUAAAGUUACAUAAUUUGUAAUCGCUUAUGUAAUUUUUUUUUGUUUUAAAUGUCAGUAAUAUGUAUAAGAUGUAUUUAUAUACACGUAUUAUAUGAUAAAGCUUUUAUCACGGGUAUGGAAUGGACCCAACAGAGUAUUGGCUGGAAAACAGGCUGAACAAAAAAUGAUAUCAAUUUUAAAAAAUAAAUUUCCUAAUGCAAAGCUUAUUGAAGUAAAUGAUGUAUCAGGAGGAUGUGGUGCAAUGUUUGAAAUAAACGUUGUUGCUGCCGAAUUUAAAGGGCUGAACACUAUUAAACAACAUCGAAUGAUUAAUGAAGUAAAAAUCUUUAGAAAAGCGCUUAAAAAGGAGAUUAAAGACAUGCAUGGUAUACGAAUAUACACAAGCGUUCCUGAACCAUAGAUGAUUUUUAAUUUUCUGAAGAUUCAUUUUUUAAAUCUACAGUUAUAUGUAUAAAGCAUACACAGACUUGCAUAU